AUGCAACAAAUAUAAAUACAAACUGCCACUCAAGACAAAGCUGCCUACAAUAGAAAUGCAUAAAAAAUCAUUGACAAACUUCAUGCUAAUGACCCUGAAUUAAUUGAUGCCACCAUUGAAUAUGCUCUCCAUGUUUUCAAUUCAAAUGAACCACCCUUGAGGAAAUUAUUAAUCUUGAGACUUAUCAAAGAUGCAAUCGUUAUCAAAUCUGCCAAAUUUAUAAACAAAUACAUUUAAACUAGACCUUUGUUGACAUUCAUUGGAAAUAUCUGUACUCAUAAAUUAGGGGAUGGCAAUCCCAAUCGCGGUGCUGAUUUAUUUCAAGGAUAAGAUCCCCAAUCAAGUGUUGAAUUCUUAAACUUGGCCCUUGAAUUGGUUGAACAUCUUGCCACCAAAUUUCCAAAAGAUUCAAAAGGUUCACCCACUAAAUUCAAAAUCCAAUAUGACGAAUUACUUUAAAUGGGAGUUAAAUUCCCACCUUCAUCAAGUCUCAUUUUGCCAUUUGAUCCUAAUAAGGCUUCCCAAGAACCUAUUUCAAAACAACUUGAUAAUAAUAAAUAAAGGGAUGAAACCAUGCUUUAACUAAAUCAAAGAAAAUAGGCAAUUUAAUAAGACAUUGAGAUGAUUAAUGAAACCUUGGUUAAUGAUUCUGAUAUGGGAUACAUAAAUGAAGUUUUAGUUACUUAUAGUGAAUCUAUGAAUGUAAUGGAAAAGUCGUUUGAAAAUCUCAUCCGUAAAGCAGAACAGUAUGAUGGCGUUUUAAAUGAGGAUGAACUAGCAGAACUCUAUUCCCUUAAAGAUUUUGUAUAGAAAUUCUAAAAAUAUUAUUAUGGUUAUCUUGAAAAGGAAUGUACUCCAGGAGCUUAUAAUUCAUUGAAAAAGAAGACAUUAGCUCAUAUUUAGAAAAUAUAAAAUAAGGAUUUUGAUUACCCACCUCCUAAAUAAUAGAAAGAAUUAAAGUAACAAAAUUUAUAGUAAUAACAAUAUUCAUAAUUUUAAAAUGAAGAUGAGAUGCUAAGAAGAGCUAUCGAAGAAUCAAAAAUACAAUAAUAACAUUCAUAAAUAUAAUAGAAAUAAAUUGAAGAAUAAAAAAAAUAAGAAGAAAUUAAGAGAUAGUAAGAAGAAGAAUUAAGAUUAGCCAAAAUUAGAGAAGAGUAAAUUAAGUAGGAAUAGUUGAGGAUUGAAGAAUAAAAAAGGGAGAAUGAAAGAAAGGAGCAAGAGAAAUAAGAAUAAAUUAGAUAGGAAUAAAUUAAGUAAGAAUAAAUAAGAUUAGAAGAGAAGAAAAGAGAGCAAUUAAAACUAGAAUAACUAAAAUAAGAAUAAAAUAGAUUAGAAGCUGAAGAAUAAUUAUAAAAAUAGAAAAAAUAAAAAGAAAUUGAGGAUUAUUGGAACAAUUAAUUUCAAACUCCCAAUCCAGAUAAUUAGUAAUACAUGACACCAACAAAAUUAGGAUCAUAUGUAAAUUAACAGUAAUAAUAAUAAUAAUAAUAAUAAUAAUAGUAGUAAUUUUAGUAAUAUUAGUAAUAAUAAUAUUAGUAAUCAUCAUUUUAAUAAUAAAAGUAAAACUAAUAGUAAAAUAAUAUUAAUUAGAACUACAUUUAUUCUACUUUUGACUAAUAAAAUCAAUAAAAAUAAGCUAAUGCUAAUUAAUUUGAAAAAAAUAAUAAUUUAUUAGAAAUGCCAAACUAAAAUUAUCUGCAUGGAGAAAAUAAAAGAGAAUAACCUCCUAUGAAUCAUUUAAACUCUAAUAUAGCAAAAAAGAAGGAGUUUGAUGAAAAUUUUGAUGGAUUAAGCUAAUCCACUUUAACUUAAUAAUAUUUCCCUUUGAAAAUGGAUCAAUAGAUACCAAUCAAGUAGUAUACAGGAAAGUAUGCUAAAUAUGACAAUUCCUAAUUUGAGUUAUUACAUACAUAUGGUUUAUCAGAAUCUUAAAAGAAGCGUUUUAAACUCGCUACUAUAAAGGGUAAAGCUGCAUUAGUAAAUUCCCCUUAGCUUUAAGUAGGAAUAAAAUAAGCAUUACAAUAUGUUCCUUUGAAGGAGAAAAACUAUUUAAAGUUAAUUUUAUAUAUUGGAAAUAAGACCCAAUCAAAUUUCGAAAGGUGCAAGAUGUAAUUCGAAGGAGAUAAUAAACAAUUUUCGAUGUGGCUAAAGCCAGAUAAGAUUCCUGAUAAAAUUGAACCAGGUCAAUAAGUUUAAUAAGAAGUAAUAGGAAUUUUUAAAUAGUUUGAAAAUUAUAGAUUGGUGAAUGUAGUAUUUUCAGCUGAGUGGGCUAACAAAUAGAUAACAUCAAACUUCUUUUUAACAACAACAUUAGUCUCCUUUAUGGAUUUCAAGGAUAUAAGUUUAUAAGUCUUUAGAACAAAAUGGAGAUAGAAGAAAUAAUAAAUUUUCAGAGGAGAUACAUUUUUGUUGAAUCCAAAAAUUGUAAAAACAGGAAAUUAUUUAAAAAAAAUAUUUCCAAAGUUAUGUGAAUUCAAUUCAUAUCAAUAAUUUUAGGAUCAAUAAUUGGAUUAUUUUAAUGAUAGAUAAUUAAAAUACAUCACUUAUAAACUUUGUGGCAUUUUUGAAUUGACAAAUGUUAAUUAAAAUUACAUGAUCAAAUUUAUAGUAUUACCGAAUAUGCAAUGUACAAUAUAAAUUAUUGGAAAUAACGAUCAUUUAUGUAAAUAAAUGUUGAAUACACUAAAUUGGAUAUUAGGCUUAGAAUGA
Messenger RNA from Paramecium tetraurelia, 2709 nucleotides. RefSeq lists its product as uncharacterized. The transcript has 9 exons. Lineage: Eukaryota; Ciliophora; Oligohymenophorea; Peniculida; Parameciidae. The record is from RefSeq and is a predicted model, not a curated record.